This is a messenger RNA of Dermacentor andersoni, 2760 nucleotides long. The record is from RefSeq and is a predicted model, not a curated record. NCBI's taxonomy places the organism in Eukaryota, Metazoa, Arthropoda, Arachnida, Ixodida, Ixodidae.
GAAAAGCAAUGGCAGUUUCAACUAAUGGAGGGAAAGAAAGGAUGAUUGGUGGCCAUUCCUGAGAAGCCUCCUUUUCCACAGUUAUCCGCUGCUCGUAGACGCCCCUUUUUAGUGCACUAUAGGAUUUUGUUGAUGACCAAUAUUGGAAGUAGUGUCUGAAAAAAGUUUAAGCAGUAAACGCGAUUGCUGUGGCGGAUUCGGAGAAUUGCGUUACUAUUGCUGGUUUAACUGCGCGCCGUGCCAGUCCUCCUGUCUCUCAUUCUUUUUUUCUUUUUUCCCGCCUUGUUUUGCAGUUGCGGUAUUCUUGUCUCGGCAUUGAGACGUGCUCCGUAAAGAGCUGGAAAACAUAGUGCGUCCUCAUGUCUGCCAUUCAUAUUCUAUUCUCCCAUCUCCUCCUAUUCUUGUCACAUUGUUUUGAUGUGUAGAAGAAAGGCCUCUCUGCAGGACCCAUUUUUAAUAACUUAGUUUUUGCUUAAAAUGGUGCUUACCAAGCUGUUAUUUCAGAAUGCGCUGUGGCUAGGCUUACGUGUGCCGUUAGCAUUUGUGUGCGAAUUGUCUAGGCUACGCAGUUUGGGGGUGGCUGCAUCGUAAAAAAAAAAAAAAAAAAAAAAGAAAACAAAAAAACAAAAAAAAACAGCACAAAUCUGAACGGAGCACGGAAAGAACAAACGGACACAAGUGCUGAUUUCCAAAACAAGCCAAGCGCGUAUAGAAAAAAUACUUGGCUUCUUCCGAGUAGAGCGUAACGUCUGGAUACCAGAUGGCGGUUCAACGACGUGACCACAUCACCUCACUGGCUGCAACAUCUGUUUUGGUCAUCUGCAUUUUGACCAUCUGCGAGGAUUUCGUCGUUGCCGAAAGCAAGCCUACAGAAUCGGAAGAACCACAAAAUGCUAGAUGCGUGACCAGCGUAACAACCACAUCAGCAUCAACAUCCGUUCUGGGAAACUACAGCAAGUGGGCCACGACCACGGACGCUGAGCAAUGUGCAAAUGUCAGCAGGCGCAUCUACGAUAAGAAUGGCAACACAGUAGACGCCGCCAUCGCCACGCUUCUCUGCAUGGGCGUCGUGAUACCUCACUCCAUGGGAAUUGGCGGCGGUUUCAUAGCAACGAUUUACAAUGAGUCUACACGAGAAGCCAAAGUACUGAUCGCAAGAGAAACAGCGCCGGCGGCCGCCAACCAGACCAUGUUCGGUGAUAACAGUACAGCAAGUAUUUGGGGAGGCCUGGCGGUGGCAGUACCGGGAGAGCUGCGUGGCUACUAUGAGCUUCACUCUAACUACGGAAAGUUAAAUUGGUCUGAAUUAUUCGUGGACGCGAUUCAACUGGCCAAAUCUGGAUUCCCUAUUGGUGCCCAUCUCGCUAACGCGCUGAAAGCAGGAGAAAGAAUAACAACUGCGCUGGCGAACGAAACGAGGCGAGCUUUCUUGAACAAUACAACGGGGCAGGUCUUGAAAAAAGGAGAGAUACUUAUCCAAGCGGAUCUGGCGAAAACUCUAGAAUAUGUGGCCGCUCAAGGAGCAGACUACUUCUACACUGGAGAGUUUGCAAAGGAGCUCGUUCAGGAAGUCAAGGAUUGGGGAGGCGUGAUGACGGAAGAAGAUCUACUAUGUUAUUCGGCGAACUGGACAACACCUGUUAAAACAACCUUCAAGGACAAUUUCACAAUGUACUCAGCGGCUCCACCAGGAAGCGGCCCAGUGCUCGCUUACAUCCUGGGCAUCAUGGAUGGAUUUCGUUCGAACCAAGAGGCGUGCUUGCCGGACAACGUGACGACUUUACACAGGUUCGCCGAAUCAUGCAAGUUCGGAUAUGCGAAAAGAACUCUUCUGGGUGACAUGGCUUUCGUCAACUGCAGUGAGCUAGUGAACAAUAUGACGUCCGGAGCACUCGCUAGCGAAGCCAGAUCGAAAAUCAACGACACGCACACGUUCAACGACCCCGGAUACUACGGCUACGAGAAUAAUACCGUGCAAAAGGACUCGGGAACUGCGCAUGCUACCUUUUUGGGCAGUGACGGUGUGGCAAUUUCCGUUUCCAGCACCAUAAACUACUAUUUUGGCAGUCUCGUGCGCACUAACUCUGGUGUCUUGUUGAACAACGAGAUGGACGACUUCUCAAGACCUGGAAUGUCCAACCUUUACAGUCUAGCUUCUUCAAGCCCCAACUACAUUGUCCCAAGAAAACGGCCGAUGUCUUCCAUGGCACCCAUGAUAUUAGUCGAUGCUAAUGGUAAAGUCCAGCUCGCCUUGGGAGGAACCGGCGGGUCGUACAUCACCUCCGGCAUUGCAAUGGUGACUAUGCGGGCGCAAUGGCAGGGCUACAACGUCAAGCAGGCCAUUGACAAACCCCGGCUUCACCACCAACUCAUACCAAACAAUCUCAUGACUGAGCCUUCCUUUCCCCAGGUGGACGCAGACGUUCUGAGAAGCUAUGGUCACAACGUUACGAAUCGUACGGGAAGAUUCAACGUCAUUUUGGGAAUCCAGCGACUAAACGGACGAAUCCUUGCCAACUGGGAUUUCAGGAAAGGCGGUGGCGUGGACGGAGAAUAAGAGCUGUUUCUUGCUUUACGCUUGAGAUUCCAGCGUAGCUGUCCUAUAUAUAUUUAAGAAGCUACGAGUUCACUUUAUGACACAUGCUAUGUUGGAGGAUUUUCUCUGGGGCACUUGCACAGCUGCAGUAUCUGUCGAGUUGUCGUAAAUAAAUACACUCAUGGCAUUCAAUAGAUGAUCCGUUGCCCGUUUGCUUUUAGUUA